This is a messenger RNA of Trachymyrmex cornetzi, 4370 nucleotides long. RefSeq lists its product as uncharacterized. Gene Ontology annotation, molecular function: DNA binding. Bases 297 to 4370 code for a protein of 1357 amino acids. Lineage: Eukaryota; Metazoa; Arthropoda; Insecta; Hymenoptera; Formicidae. The record is from RefSeq and is a predicted model, not a curated record. The transcript has 17 exons.
GGAUACGAAUCGAGGCCGGUAAUACACAAAACUUGUUUUCUAGAUGUCAAACUUUUUUUUAGAAAUAAAAAAAAGACCGAUAUUUGACCAGGUGAUCUUAGUAUUUAAAAAAAAAAAAAAAUGCGCAGGACACGAAUGACCCAGGCAUGUAUAUUAAGGGUUAAUUAAUUUGUCACAUGGAAACGUGAAGUGCCUACGCAUUUUUAACGAUCGUGAUCGAAAUUUAUCGGAAAGUUACAACAGUAUAAAAAUAACGAAUCUGUACAAGUAACAUAUCGAGACUCUGUGUGGAUACAAUGGCACUUCGAAAAAGAUCAGACAAUUGGAUUUGGAAACAUGUUCUUAAAUUAGACGAUCCUUAUGUACAGUGCAAUAUAAAUAAUUGCAAGAAAACUUAUAAAAUAAUUAACAAAUGUGAAUCUAGAGCGAUAUUGAUGAUGAAAGGACAUUUAUACCAUGAGCAUGGAAAAUACGAUGAAAAAGAUCGGUUAAAAUGGGAAAACGACAAUGACUUGAUAUGGCGAUAUUUCGAUAAAGCAAACUUAUACACAGUAAGUUGUAAAUUUUGUGACAAUUUACUUCGUCAACCAUAUGUACCACUUAUAAAGUCGCAUCUGCAAAAUCAUCGUCAAGAAAUAAGAGCUGCUGUACAAAAAGAAUUUGCUGAUAAGUCUCUUUCGCAAUAUUAUAAAAUCGAUAUGAAAGAACUUAAUGCACAGUGCAAACGUUGCAAAGAUAAAAUGGACAUAUUUUACGGAACAGAUGCCUUAACACAUCACAUUCGUGAAUGUUUAAAAAAGUAUCAACGUUUAAAGUCUGGACAAAAAUCUGAAGAUAAUAAUGUGAACAGAACGACACAACAGUCUACAGCCACUGAAAAUGCAAAUACAAGCUCUCAUCAUGAUAAUAUAAAUAGUCAGCCUGGAAAUCGAGAAAAUCAACAAAGUGACACAUCGCAAGACUAUGUGGAUGUAAUGGCAGCUCGAGAAAGAUCAAACAAUUGGGUGUGGAAUUAUUUACUUAAAUUAGACGAUUCUACUGUACAGUGCAAUAUAGAUAACUGUACUAUAACUUAUAAUACUGUUGAUAGAAAUAAAAGUAGAUUGGUAAUAAUGAUAAAAGGACAUUUAUACCAUGAGCAUGGAAAAUACGAUGAAGAAGAUCUGUUAAAAUGGGAAAACGACAAUGAUUUAAUAUGGCGAUAUUUCGAUAAAGCAGGUUUAUACAAAGAAAAAUGUAAAUUUUGUAACGAUUCACUUUUCGUAUCAUAUACACCAUCGUUAAUGGAUCAUCUGCGACAAUAUCAUCGUCAAAAAAUAAGAGCUAGUGUACGAAAAGAAAUUGCGGAUAAGUCUCUAUCGCAAUAUUUCAAAAUUCAUGAAGAAGAAUUUAGUGCAUGGUGCAAACGUUGCAAUUAUAAAAUGGACAUAUUCUACGGAACAGAUGACUUAACACAUCACAUUUGUUUAAAAAUGAAUCAACGUUUAAGGUCUGGACAAAAACCUGAAGAUGAUAAUGUGAACAGAAUGACACAACAGUCUACAGUCACUGAAAAUGCAGAUACAAGCUCCUAUCAUGAUAAUAUAAAUAGUCAGCCUGGAAAUCGAGAAAAUCAACAAAGUGACACAUCGCAAGACUGUGUGGAUGUAAUGGCAGCUCGAGAAAGAUCAAACAAUUGGGUGUGGGAACAUUUACUUAAAUUAGACGAUUCUACUGUACAAUGCAAUAUCGAUAAUUGUGAUAAAACUUAUACGACUUUUGAUAGAAAUAAAGGUAGACUGAUAAUAAUGAUAAAAGGACAUUUAUACCAUGAGCAUGGAAAAUACGAUGAAGAAGAUCGGUUAAAAUGGGAAAACGACAAUGACUUAAUAUGGCGAUAUUUCGACAAAGUAGGUUUAUACAAAGAAAAAUGUAAAUUUUGUAACGAUUCACUUUUCAUAUCAUAUACACCAUCGUUAAGGCAUCAUCUGCGACAAUACCAUCGUCAAAAAAUAAGAGCUGAUAUACUAAAAGAAAUUGCGGAUAAGUCUCUAUCACAAUAUUUCAAAAUUCAUGAGAAAGAAUUUAGUGCACGGUGCAAACGUUGCAAUGUUGAAAAAAACAUAUUUUACGGAACAGAUGCCUUAAUACAUCACAUGCAAAAAAGUCGAUGUGUAUGGUAUCGUGACGAUCUUGAUGAUAAUAACAUGAACAGAAUAACACAAGAAUCUAUAGCUGAUGAAAAUACAAAUUCAAGUUCCCAUCAUGAUAAUUUAAAUAGACAAGCUCUUGGAAAUCGAGAAGAUCAACAAAGUGACACAUCGCGACAUUGUACGGAUGUAAUGGCAGCUCUAGAAGGAUUAAACAGUUGGGUGUGGAAACAUGUUCUUAAAUUAGACAAUUUAACUGUACAGUGCAAUAUAAAUGAUUGUGCCCAAACUUAUAUAAACCAAACUGAUAAAAAGCUUGCAAUUAGAAUGAUAACAAUGAUAAAGGAACAUUUAUACCAUAAGCACGAAAUAUGGAAUGAAGAAGAUCGCUUAAAAUGGAUGAACAACAAUGAUUUGGUGUGGCGAUACUUCGACAAAGUAGACUUAUACAAAGAAAAAUGUAAAUUUUGUAACAUUUCACUUUAUCAAGCACAUAUACCAUUUAUAAAAAAGCAUCUGCAAAGACAUCGUCAAGAAAUAAGAACUAUUGUACGAAAAGAAAUUGCGGAUAAGUCUCUAUCGCAAGAUUUUGAAAUAGAUGAAAAAGAAUUUAGCGCAUUAUGUAAACAUUGCAAUGUUAAAAAGAACAUAUUUUACGGAACAGAUGCCUUAACACACACUUGUUUAGAAAAAAAUCAAUGUUUAAUGUCUCGACAAGAAGAAGAUAUUGAUGAUCCUGAAAAUAAUGAUGUGAACAGAAUGACACAACAGUCUGUAGCCACUGAAAAUGCAAUUACAAGCUCCCAUCAUGAUGAUAUUCAAGACCAACAAAGCAACACAGGAAUAAAUAACUUAAGAUCUCACUGCCAAUAUCAUAUAAAUGAAAAUUCAAGGUAUGAAAAAGAAGUUGCAGAUGAAAAUGCAAUUACAAGCACCCAUCAUGAUGAUGUAAAUAGGCAAACUCCUCGAAAUCAAGACCAACAAAGGUAUGAAGAAGGAGCUGUAGAUGAAAAUGCAAUUACAAGCUCCCAUCGUGAUGAUAUAAAUAGGCAAGCUCCCCGAAAUCAAGACCAACAAAGCAACACAGGAAUAAAUGACUUAAGAUCUCACUGUCAAUAUCAUAUAAAUGAAAAUUCAAGGUAUGAAGGAGCUGCAGAUGAAAAUGCAAUUACAAGCUCCCAUGAUGAUAUAAAUAGACAAGCUCCUCGAAAUCAAGAUCAACAAAAGUAUGAAGAAGGAGCUGCAGAUAAUAGCGAGUAUAGAAUGAUACAACAAGAUGUAGCAGCAGAAAAUAUGGUUACAUGUUAUCAUCAUGAAAGUACAUAUUGGCAUGAUCUUGAAAAUCAAGAAGGUCAACAGAGUUCUGAAGAAAAUAACAUGAAUAACAUAGUAUUCCUUGCUCAUGAUGUUUCGGAUGUUAAUUCUCAUUAUGAUGGUACAAACUGGCAAGGUCUUGGAUAUCAAAUAGAUCAACAGAGAAUGAUGCACGAGUCUAUAGCAGCAGUAAAUAUGGCUACAAGUUAUCAUGAUGGAAAUACAUAUUGUUCUGAAGAAAAUAACACGAAUAACAUAGUAUUCCUUGCUCAUGAUGUUUCGGAUGUAAGUUCUCACGACGGUACAAAUUGGCAAGGUCUUGGAUAUCAAAUAGAUCAACAGAGGUACGAAAAUCAACAAAGUUCUGAAGAAAAUAACACGAAUAACAUAGUAUUCCUUGGUCAUGAUGUUUCGGAUAUAAGUUCUCAUUAUGACGGUACAAACUGGCAAGGUCUUGGAUAUCAAAUAGAUCAACAGAGUUCUGAAGAAAAUAACACGGAUAACAUAGUAUUCCUUGGUCAUGAUGUUUCGGAUGUAAGUUCUCAUUAUAACGGUACAAAUUGGCAAGGUCUUGAAUAUCAAAUAGAUCAACAGAAGUAUGUAGAUCAACAAAGUUCUGAAGGUAAUAACACGAAUAGCAUAGUAUUCCUUGCUCAUAAUGUUUCGGAUGUAAAUUCUCCUCAUGAUGGUACAAACUGGCAAACUCUUGGAUAUCAAGUAGAUCAACAGAGAAUGAUGGAUCAAUUCGUGGCAGCAGGAAAUGUGACUACAAAUUUUCAUAAUGACGAUACAAACUGGCAAGCUGUUGGAUAUCUAGUAGAUCAGCAGAGAAUGAUGCAUCAAUUCGUGGCAACAGAAAAUGUGGCUACAAGUUCUCAUAAUGACGGUACAACUUUGCAAGCUCUUGGAAAUCAAGAAAAUCAAUAA